GACGUCUUUCUAUUCCACAAUUUACCCCUGGACUCAUUAUCAUUUUCGAGUCUUCAGUCAAAUUGGGAAUAUUCUCUACCUUGUCCUACAUAUACGGCAAAAUGUUGCGGUGGUACCAGUCCAAGUUGGCCAAGCAACCUAUUCUCACUGCCAGUGUCACCAGUGCUAUACUCUUCGGUAGCGGUGACGUCCUCGCUCAGCAACUGGUGGACCGGAGGGGUCUCGAGAAACAUGACAUCGCAAGAACUGGGCGCAUGGCUCUUUAUGGUGGAGCAAUCUUCGGUCCGGCCGCCACGACAUGGUUCGGUUUCCUUCAACGUCAUGUCGUCCUGAAGAACAGCAAGGCUACGAUCGUCGCUCGGGUUGCGGCUGAUCAAUGUCUCUUUACCCCGAUACACCUUACCUGUUUUCUGUCGUCUAUGGCCAUUAUGGAGGGCAGCGACCCGAUUGAGAAACUACGCACCACCUUCCUCCCCAGUUACAAGGCCAACCUCACCAUCUGGCCUCUGGUGCAGGGUGUUAACUUUACAUUCGUGCCAUUGGAAUACCGUGUACUCGCGGUCAACUUGGUUAGCUUGGGUUGGAACUGUUUGUUGAGUAUGAUCAACAGUGGUGACGCAUGAUUUUCUUUUUCUUUCUUCUCUCCUUUUCAGCUUUGCGUUGUAUUGGAUUCCGGCUCUUCUUCCUAAAAAGUUAUCUGCUACUCCUUUUGUGAUAGAAUAGAGGGGCAUGUUGAUCGGUUCAUCUUUCGGGUUAUAUAGAUCUGCUAGAUUGGCGGCUAGAUCGCGUCGAC
Molecule: messenger RNA, 793 nt
Organism: Aspergillus glaucus CBS 516.65
Lineage: Eukaryota; Fungi; Ascomycota; Eurotiomycetes; Eurotiales; Aspergillaceae
Product: Mpv17/PMP22 family protein
Exons: 5
Coding region: 102-623 (173 amino acids)
Cellular component (GO): mitochondrion; membrane; cytoplasm
Source: RefSeq, a predicted model, not a curated record